This is a messenger RNA of Cucurbita moschata (crookneck pumpkin), 877 nucleotides long. RefSeq lists its product as uncharacterized. NCBI's taxonomy places the organism in Eukaryota, Viridiplantae, Streptophyta, Magnoliopsida, Cucurbitales, Cucurbitaceae. The record is from RefSeq and is a predicted model, not a curated record. The transcript has 5 exons. Bases 120 to 593 code for a protein of 157 amino acids.
GACACCCAGUUGUAUAUUCCAGAAUUCACACUAGAAAUUUGAUCGUAUAGUCGGAGGCGAAGAAGUUGCCGAUCCGUAACAGGAGUCUGUUCUUGAACCUCGGAUCUGCAACAAGAAACAUGGGGUUCUUCUCCUUCCUUGGACGGGUCCUCUUUGCCUCCAUCUUCAUCCUCUCCGCUUGGCAAAUGUUUAAUGAGUUUAGCAACAAUGGUGGGUCAGCGGCUGCGGAAUUGUCUCCAAAGGUAGCUGUUUUGAGGAGAAAUUUAUCAUCCAAGCUGGGGGUAGCGAUACCUGACAUUGAUGUCACACACUUGGUUGCCAUUUCUUUAUCUCUUAAAGGAAUUGGAGGCCUUCUGUUUGUUUUUGGAAGCAGCGUUGGAGCUUAUCUCCUGCUUCUGCAAUUGGCUAUAAUCACUCCGGUUCUUUAUGAUUUCUUCAACUUUAGCCCCCAGAAUCCUUUUUUCGGUAUCCUGCUCAGCGAUUUCUUGCAGCACAUUGCACUUUUUGGUGCUCUGCUGUUCUUCUUGGAGAUGAAGAACACAGUUCCAAAGAGGCAACCGAAAAAGAAGGCGCCGAAAACAAAAACGUAUUAGAUUUGUGAACGAAGCAACAGGUUGGCGAUCGGAUUAAUUUGGUCUGGCACUCAGUUCUUAGGUUUUUACACAUUUUCACCAUUUGAUGCAAACAAGUUAUUUACUUCUCUUGUAGUUGGCUGUUCUCUAUUUCUCUGAUUUACUUUACUUCAUUAUUGUCUUCUGAUGAGUUAUUAUUUAAGUUGAGCUGCGGCAUAAUAGGUCUCUGUACUUGUCCUCUGGAUAAAAGAAUUACACUAAUUUUUUUUAACUAAGGAGCUAGCUUGAUGUGCUUAUUUAGCUCA